Centrocercus urophasianus (Greater sage-grouse) is the source of this 9734-nucleotide messenger RNA. RefSeq names its product toll like receptor 5 (gene TLR5). The transcript has 2 exons. The coding region runs from base 78 to 2660 and encodes 860 amino acids. Gene Ontology annotation, molecular function: transmembrane signaling receptor activity; protein binding. The record is from RefSeq and is a predicted model, not a curated record. Gene Ontology annotation, cellular component: membrane. Gene Ontology annotation, biological process: immune response; inflammatory response; toll-like receptor signaling pathway. NCBI's taxonomy places the organism in Eukaryota, Metazoa, Chordata, Aves, Galliformes, Phasianidae.
GGCCGCUUUCCGGCCCGCCGUCUCCGCAGGGGGUCUCGUAGCCGGCCGUGCCGCCCCGGGGCCGGGGAAGAUUCACAAUGUUACAUCAACAGCUAAUAACUGUCUUUGGUAUAUUACUAGCUGGAGAUCUAUGUGCAUCUAAAAGCUGCUAUUCAGAAGACCGAGUGUCCAUGUAUAAUUCCUGCAACCUCACAAGUGUUCCACCUGUGCCAAAGGACACCGCAAAGCUUUUUCUAACUUACAACUAUAUCAGACAAGUGACUGCAACUUCAUUUCCACUGCUGGAGGAUUUGUUUUUGUUGGAAAUUGGAACACAACAUGUCUUUCCCCUUUACAUAGGAAAAGAAGCUUUCAGGAACCUGCCAAACCUUCGUGUCUUGGACCUGGGGUUCAAUAACAUUCUUCUGCUGGAUCUCGAUUCUUUUGCGGGUUUGCAACGUUUGACCAUACUCCGUCUGUUUCAGAACAACCUUGGAGAUUCCAUCCUGGAGCAGCGUUACUUUCAAGAUCUGAGCUCAUUAGAAGAAUUGGAUCUUUCAGGAAACCAAAUCACAAAACUUCAUCCACACCCCUUAUUUUAUAAUCUAACCAUCUUGAAAGCUGUGGACCUCAAAUUCAACAAGAUAUCCAACCUGUGUGAAAGUAAUCUUACCAGCUUCCAAGGAAAACACUUUUCAUUUUUCAGCCUCAGUUCUAACACUUUGUAUAAGACGGAUAAAAUGGUCUGGGCCAAAUGCCCAAAUCCUUUCAGAAAUAUUACAUUUAACUCACUGGACAUUAGUGAGAAUGGCUGGAGCACAGAGACAGUCCAGUAUUUCUGCACAGCUAUUAAGGGGACUCAAAUCAAUUAUUUAUCAUUUCGCUUUCAUACAAUGGGCUCAGGAUUUGGCUUUAAUAACUUAAAAAAUCCAGAUAAGGAUACAUUUACAGGACUAGCAAGAAGCGAUCUUCGUUUGCUUGAUAUUUCCAAUGGAUUCAUUUUCUCUCUCAAUUCUUUAAUCUUUCAAAGCCUUGGUAAUCUGGAAUUUCUAAACCUUUUCAGAAACAAGGUAAAUCAAAUUCAAAAGCAAGCAUUUUUUGGCUUGGAAAACCUAAAAAUUCUCAAUCUCUCAAGUAACCUUUUAGGUGAGUUGUACGAUUAUACUUUUGAGGGGCUACACAGUAUAAUGUAUAUUGAUUUACAGCAAAAUCAUAUUGGGAUGAUUGGUCAAAAAUCUUUCAGUAACUUGGUAAGUCUGAAAAUAAUUGAUCUCCGAGAUAAUGCCUUAAAAAAACUCCCUUCCUUUCCACAUCUGACUACUGCCUUUUUAGGUGACAAUAAGCUGAUGUCUGUAGCUCACACAGCAAUAGCAGCAACACAUAUUGAAUUAGAGAGAAAUUGGCUCGCAAAUCUGGGUGACCUGUAUGUUCUUUUCCAAGUUCCAGAUAUGCAGUAUCUCUCCUUAAAACAGAAUCGCAUCUCUUACUGUGAAAAACGUGUUAGUGCUAUAGAAAAUAACCAGUUGAUUUAUAUGGAUCUAGGAGAAAACAUGUUACAGCUUGUGUGGGAGAGAGGUUUAUGUUUGGAUGUGUUCAGGACGCUGUCUAAACUUCAGAUUCUAUUCCUGAACAACAACUACCUUAGUGCUCUUCCACAGGAGAUUUUUAGUGGUCUAACAUCUCUAAAAAUACUUAAUCUAGCCUCUAACCUAUUGUCUCACCUCUCUCUUGGGGUUUUUCCACAAAGCCUCGUAAACCUAAACUUGUCUGGAAACCAGCUUUUUUCCCCUCAGCCUGAAGUCUUUAUGACUUUGAGUAUUCUAGAUAUAACACAUAACAAGUAUGUCUGUGACUGUGCUUUAAAAAGCCUACUAGUGUGGCUAAAUGAAACCAAUGUAACCCUAGCUGGCUCAGAGUCUGACAGGUACUGUGUAUACCCACCUGCAUUAGCAGGGGUACCACUGUCACUUCUGACAUAUGAUGAUUGUGAUGAAGAUGAACUCCAGCAGACACUCAGGUUCUUAGUAUUCAUUUUCAUUUCGGUCACCCUUCUGAUGUUUCUGAUGUCAGCCAUUAUUUUUACUCGCUGCCGGGGGAUUUGUUUUGUCUGGUAUAAGACCAUCACCAAAACUUUGAUAGGAAGCCAUCCACCAGCAGCAGAUACAAGUGAAUACAUGUAUGAUGCGUAUUUGUGCUACAGCAAAAAUGAUUUCGAAUGGGUCCAGAAUUCUUUGCUGAAGCACUUGGAUUCACAGUAUUUUGAUAAGAACAGAUUUACUUUGUGCUUUGAGGAACGAGAUUUCUUGCCUGGGGAAGAACAUAUCAACAAUAUUCGUGAUGCUAUUUGGAAGAGCAGGAAAACAAUUUGUGUUGUUACCAGGCAUUUUCUCAAAGAUGGGUGGUGUGUAGAAGCCUUUAAUUUUGCCCAGAGCAGAUACUUCAGUGAUUUGAAAGAGGUUCUCAUUAUGGUAGUAGUUGGGUCACUUUCUCAAUAUCAACUGAUGAAACAUAAGCCAAUUCGAAUUUUUUUACAAAGAAGUCGAUAUCUGCGUUGGCCUGAAGAUUAUCAAGAUAUAGACUGGUUUUUAGAUAACCUUUCUUCCCAAAUUCUGAAGGAAAAAAAAGUGCAAAGGAGCGUCAGUGGUAUAGAGCUGCAAACUGUAGCGACAGUCUCACGCUGACAGUUGAUGGGUCUCUAGCUUUCUCAAUACUUUUUAUUUUAGCUGUGCUAUGGGAGGACAAAACAGAUCUGCUUUAUCCUUUCCUGAAAAAGCAGGUAGAGAGAUUCAUUUUAAAUCCUACUAAACUUGGAAACAACUUGAGAGCUAAGAAAGUGCAAUUAUUUUAUGGACAGUGGCACUUAUUUUCAGAAGAAUUAAAUGAAUCGCAAAUGCCUCACAUUUUGGAUGCUCAGCUUCAAACAACUUACUAUUGAUUUUCAGAGUGUUACAUACUUCCAGCUCUCUGUUUCAGUGACAGGAAGAUGCCCAUUUUUGUUUUUCUGUUUUUUGUUCUUUUCAAAAAGAGACCACUGUACCGUGUGGGAGUGCCUUACAACUUUAUGUUUUAAAGUGGUGCUAUAUAGAUUUUGUUUGUUUUCUACUCAGCUAGGCUCAGAUUCUCAACUGCAACACACAGCCUUUGAACUUCAUUCAUUUCUUUCCCCUUUUCAAUUCUUCUGCUUGGUGGUGAAGCCACAGUUACUGGGAUGCUUCAUUUGCUGCUGUUCCAAUUGGUCAUUUUCUCAGCUGCCUCCCACUGUGCAGAGAGAAGCAGGUAUCCCCUUCAGAUCUGAAGCAAGCCUGAAAACCAAACAAGAAACUACCUCCAUAGCCAUAAGUGGCUCCCGGGAAGCUUUCACAUUCUAUGGAUGGAAUAUAUGGAUAACUUGUUUGUCUUGUGGGUUGUUCUUGGUAUGUCCUGUAUCUUGAUCAAUUAAGAUCUUUUUUUUCUGAUUCUAUUGAAAUAGUUUUCUAGAGUCAUAAAUAUCUGGUAUGCUCUUUCUUCCUCUUACCUUUCUUUUCUUAGGUAUGCGUCUGCAGGGGGACAUUCAGGGUCAUUUUAAUAAAAAGUCUAAUCUAUCAUUGCUGUGGUUUAACAACUGCAGCUCAGCACUGUGCAGCUGCUUGCUCAACCUCACCAAAAUAAUUCCAGUACUGGCUAGGUAAGUUCUUCUCUGUAGUGAAGAUGCAGGAAUGGAUGGUUUUACAAACUGGUCAUGUCUUGACCUGAGCUGCAAACAAAAACUACCAUCUUAACUAUUUUCAUAGAAAUAAGAAGGUACAAUCCACUUCAUGUGAAUGCAGCUGUUUGAGUAUAGAAGCACUUGUGACUGAUUUAAUUUACUUUCAAUAUUCUAUUAAUACAACUACUACAGUGAAAUAUUAUUUCUGUCUCAAUCAGUGUAGGCAUCCAUGAACAGAAAAGGGCUAAACCUUGUAAAGUUUGCUUGGGGCAGAGGGAUUGAAAAAGGGACCAGGCUGUGCUCAGGAAGCCCUGGGUGUCGCUGUUGGCUCAAGUAAAAGCGAGGGUUUCUCUACAUUCCUGCCUCUGUCCAUUGCAGCCACUGACAUUACAGACAAAAGCUGCUGCAGAAGGUCAGAGAAAGAAGCAGCAGUCCCAGCUUUCCAGAGACCCUGCAGGCUGUUAGGAAAGCCAUCACUGUGCCUUUCUUUCAGCUCUCUAAAAAUGUCAAGCUAUUAUAUUUUUUUACUCUAGCCACUGCAAAUACUUAAAGGCAUUCUUUGAAGUCAGAGGUUAUGUCAGAGAGUACUUAACAUUAUUAAGCAUCACUGACAGGCAGCCAAAGGAGGAAUGAAUCUGUACAAUCAAGAUCAUGUGCAAGUCUAGACUGUUAGCUGAGGCAUCUGCACAUGGUGUAAGACAUGGCAAUUCUAAAAGCAUACUUAAAUUACAUCUGUAUGACUUUCACAAAACAUUUUUCGUUAUAGUAAUAGAAAGGCCCUCUCCAGUUUGGGCCUUACUCUGUACUUAUAAGACACUCUUAUCGUUUCAGAUACUUAAAAUUUAAUUCAGAUAACAUAUGGAGGAACUACUGAAUAUAAGUAGAUAUAGUUUGCCAAGAUGGUUUAGCCAAGGCUUUGCCAUUCUGUUUUAAAUCCUUCUCUCUACUGUUUUUGCCAUGGGUGGGAGGCAGCUAGAUCUAACUUGCAUGUACUUCAGACUUUGAACAGAUCUGACUUUUUACAUAAAAGUAAUGAAGACUUUGGAUGAAAUUUCACCGUGUGCCUCCAUCCUUGUAUACAAUUUUGGAAGUGUAAAGUGAUCAAAACUGUAAGGACCAGCUGAGAAAACAUCCUUAUACCACAGAGGUAUCAUAAAAAUAGAGGAAGCCCAGCCUCAGUCUGCUCUGCAAAUUCUGCUCCAAGAGGCUGGCACUUACAGCAGAAGGAUUUUUGCAGAAAAUGCUAUUGAACCCUUCCUGAUUGCAGACUGGUUUGCAGGCAUAUGAAUAAAUCCAGGGUGAAACUUUAAUGAAAUCUGAAAUAACUUUCUUUUUUAUCCUUUGUGAAACCACUCCAAGCCUGAGACUCUGAGAACAAAUGCAGUCUUCCCAGUUGGCACAGUCUGUCCUAUAGACUAAAAAAUUGACUUCAAAUAGAUCAUAGGACUCUGAUCACCGCCACCAUAGAGUCACCUCUUUUAAAUGACAAACCAGAGGAACUGUUGAGAAAGGGCUUAUGCAGACUUUAUACUGCUCUGCUCAGCAGAAAUCGCAAAAGCAUCCUGUACAAAAAAGGAGAACAUCUAUGCUUGAUGAAUUAGGGCCAUAAAUUGAGCUCCAACCUCAUAACUAUUGAUCAGAUUCCCUUUAGGCUUGCUGGGAACAUUACUGCUCUAUUAGAAUUUUAUGGCUCUUCAGUUAAGGAUAUUCUCAUCAGUUUUACUCACCUUCCUCAGCAGAAGACAUUAACUUGCUGGAGAGUGUCCAGAAUAAGGUGUGAAGUGUGACACUGGCUCUAAAACAAGCUAUUAGGAUGGAAUCUGGUGAAUGCAUUUGCAGUAGCACCACGGCAAAUAUUCAGAGGACAGUGACUCUGUGCCACAUGGUAUCAGCUGAGAUACUUGAUGGUACGACUUUGCUUCCACCUACACCAACGUGUAUUAUAAACAUUAACCGGUCAAGCAGCCAGUGCAGUUCAAGAGCUACAGUUAGCAAACCUGUCAGGGUCCAAAGUCUACAUGGACUCCUACUAAAAGUCAGGGCACUCAGGGCCAGAACCCAGGUUCCACAAACAUAUUUCUGUGUUGGAUAAUAAAACUCACCUAUAACAUGACCACAUAUAACUUCACAUUUUACAUGAUUUUUAUGUCACACACCUCGAGACCAGGGUUCUGCUCCCCUUCCCAUCCACACACAGUGGGCUCAUCAAAGUGUCAUCCACUCACAUUUGCUAACCCCAGUUGCUAAUGCCUCCUCAGGGAGAUGGUUCAGCAUGCUGCUAGAGCUACUGCCUUCUUAAUUUACACUUACUAUCUGUCAUUGCUCCCACUCCAGCAGUUAUACUAUCUCUGUGGUAGCACAGAGAAGACUACAGAGUUCACUCUCUCGAGUGGGACACUUACGCAUGUGUUACUCAGAAUCAUGUUGCCUUUCUUUUUCGUGUGCUACAUCAUUAUCUCAGCUCAUUUGCUGACUUCUGGGUCUUUCUCAGCAUGACAGCUCUCCUACUUCUUACUGCCAGAGACCAUCUGGGCUUCAGAUUAUUGUAUGCCACCUUCUCAAUUUCAUAUGAUACUGAAUAUUUUACAAUGGCUUUUAAUGUGUUCUCUUCUUGCUAGAACUGUGAAUUUCAGCAGUCCAGUUAAAUCACAAAGCAAGACCCAUACCUGGCAAAGUACUUACAGAUGAAGAGCAAUAUACAACUGAGUGGCAGGAGUGAGUGGUAAAAACACUGCAAAUGGAGCAGGAGCAGCACAUAUGGAUCUCUGGGAGAUCACCAAAAUUAGAAAGGGUAUAUAAAGCAGCCUAAGCAUCUUUUCUUCAAAAGGGCACUUCAUGCCAUUCCAUUUCAUUCCAAGUGGAAACUAGAAGCAAGCAAAGGCAAGAGAAGGAAAAAGAUUUAAUGUCUGAGUCUGCAAACGGGAUCAAACAGAAUUCUCUCAUAAAUCAAGUAGAUUAAGGAGGACUAGUUCUAGCAAUUAGUUGCAAAGUUUCAUUGCUCUAUACCAAAUGCAAGCUUACAGUUGUGUGAAAUAAGGCAUUCAAAAUCAGAAGACUGGUAUAUUAAAAAAACAAACACAAAAAACAAAAACAAAAACAAACAAACAAAAAAACCCACCCUGACAGAUUACAAAACAAUGAUAAGUGUUUGUUAUUUGACUCUGUAAGACCACAUCUUUACACUUUGUCUGUGAUCAUGAGGUGGAAAUUAAUGCAGUCACAGAUAUAAGAGCCAGUGUUUUAAGAAAUAGUCUAAGUAUUUAAAUACUUUCACUUAAAUAGGAAGUGUGAAUAAAUUAGUCAGGCUUUGAGUAAGGAAGGAACAACUUUAGGAAGAUGGUGAAGACAACACAGGCUGUCUUUCCAAGCCUCCCUAGAUGGUUGCCUUCAGCACAUAUGUAAUUCAACUACUGAAAAUUUUGUAGUUGUUGUUGAUAGAUAGGCUCAGCAAAAACAAGGCCUUAAGUGAAAUGAAAUAACCUGAAGGAGAAAUGACAACAUUGCAGACUUCCCACACAGACAAAUUCACAUCAGUAGUCUUUACAAAAGCUCUGCUGGUGACAUUUCCACUAGGCUGCAUGUCAGCCUUCAGGAAGCUACAAACGCCUUUGCGAUGACAAAGAUUUUGUUCUGCUUUGGGAUACAAGCACUUUUUGCAUAUGCACAUGUUACAUGUUUUCUAUUUCAUCCCUUGUAAAGAUGAGCUGAGCAUCUUGGUCUUCAAUGUCACUGUGCUGCUCCUGGCAGCCAUCAAGAUUCCAUACAGUGGAACAGAACUGCAGAUGCUGCUGCACUGGUAUUUCCUUCAACAAAACUUACAAGAGCACAUUUUGGGAGCUGAGGUUUACCAGAAGGCCACUGUGAGCACAGACACCAACCACAGAGAACACUCCAUGCCAAGCACAUAAUAGAAAUGUUAAAUUCAGACUUUUUAUUCAAUCUAGUAUCAUAUCUAGGCACUAAUGUUGGGCCAACCAAACUCCUCAGUGAUUCUCUCUUGCACAAGGAUUGAAAGAGGGUUCUCUUCCCUUUCUAACCUUCCUUACCUUUUGCUUUCUGUGCUGUGUGCAUACAGUGUAGCCAUUGCCAAAAAUAAGUCUACAUUUCCUUUCCCAAUAUGCAAAAUUUGGUAUAUAGAUGUGACAUGAAUUAUUUUGUAGAGCAAAGAUUAUCUAUUCAUAGCAGACUCUGUUUGCUUCAGAUGUGCGGUUUUCCUUCCUUUCAGAUAGCCUAUUGUUUGUCUUUUCCAUUUGUAUUAAAAAUAAAAUCUUUGAAAACUGCAAGUAGGAGAGAAAAAUAUAUUCCUUCUGAAACUAACAAUUCUCCAAACAGGAAGGUUAGCUUUUUCCUGUUUAGACAUGAUGUUCAAAGAAAGGAAGUUGGUAUUUUCAAUGAUAAUAAUUACAUCGUAUGUAUAUAUCAGUAAUCAUCAAAAAAGUCUUCAUUCUGUUUAGCAUGCCUCUAAUGCUACACUGCUGUUUAGAGUAUCUUAAUCUUUGCCAGUUCACCAGCCUCUUGCAAAAAGAGAUUUAUGAGCAGUCACUGCGCUUGGUUGAUCAGCUGUACACCUGCUAUUUGCAAGCUUCCAGAGUAUAACAGUGUUAUCAGACUGCUUCAAGCCUGCAUGGAGAGCAGUGGAGCAAAUAGAAUCCUCAUACAAAACAACAAACUACACUGUUUGUACACUACAAUUGCUCAUGCUGGAAGCAAUUCUCAUCAUCAGCUUCUUUAAUUCCAAUCUUAGAGGGCUUUGUGACUCCUUUUUGUUAUGUUGUCCCUAGUUCUCUGUUGUCAAGAAUUCCCGAACUGCUCUUUUGUUGCAAAUGUAUUUGUACCCAUUCAGGAAAGGACCAUCCUGUGCUGUGAGUCACACAUGGCAGGAAUAGGUAUGCUACGAAUAAGAGCUAGGAAAAACCUGCAAACCAUUUACCUGGAUAAAUCCACCACACUGAUUACCCAGGGUUCUGUGAAAGCUCAUGGAGCCAUUAAAGCUCUUUCUCUGAAAUCUGGACUAUGCCUCUCCUGCCAGAGGCCUGACUUGGUAAGAAGAUGCCAGCUCAGCCUUUAGCUGUAGCAGCCAGUGCUGCCUCCAGCACAGCCCACACCACAAGGAGAAAUACAAGCUCCUGUGGAGCAAAGAGGAAUCCACAACACAUGGUACCUUUACCAAGAUCCCUUGGUACUCUUCAAGGACACACCAGCAAGAACAAGGAAUGUGUGGCAGAUCAAUAAAAAGCAAGCUGAGUUUCACAUAUUUCUGGCUUUACAGUUCCUCACCAGGAGCAGUGAGGAUUCUGAUUUCAUAGAAUCACUAAGGUUAGAAGAGAUCACUAAGAUCAUCUAGUCCAACUGUCAACCCAUCACUACCAUGCCUGCCCACUAAUUUGAUGGAAAGCAGAUAAAGCAGAUUCUAGUUGGUAAAGAUAGAAUUUAAAAAGCAAAGAAUUUCUUUUCUCUCUUUUUUUUUUCUUCUGAAACCUGAGACAGGCUUUAAAAACGCCUGGUUAGCCUUCUGCCCCAUUUCCCAUUUCUACACAGUUCUCCUUGCCUGGGUCCUGGCUGAAGAUGGAAACAAAUCACCUCAUGAAAGGAAAGACAGGUAGAAGAACUGCAGAAGAUCUGUAGUCUGAUCUGAAAGCUGAAGAACCCAGCUAAGCAAAAGCAGAACAAUAACAGCUAGAAGAAAACUGGAUCUGAAGCUUGUGGUAGUUUCUAAGGUAAAGAAAGCAGUGGGCUGCAUUACUACAGAGGGCACAUUCCCUACCAGCUCCCCAUCUGCUCAUACUGCAGAUACAAGGACUAUAUGAAAGGUAGAGAAUGGUAUGGGAAACUGAUAGCCUGAAAUGAAGGUGACUAAUUCAACACUGAAUGAAUCUUGGACAGAUCACUGUCUUCACUGCCACAUUUACUCAUCUUUUUCAUGGGGAGUCUAGCAAAUCCAUCUAUCUUCAGAGGGCUGCAAUGGUAAAUACAUGCAAAAUGGUCAGGCUUUUCAAUCCCAUGAUGACAGAUGAGAGAGUAACUUUUUAAAACAUUUACUUCCUAUUAAGAGAGCUCUGUCUGUCUGUCC